AUGAAAGCAAAUUAUUCAUCGUCAUACAAUCGAGACAAGGUCCGUCCAGCCCUUCAGUGUCCUCCAGAUCAACAGAAAUUAUCAGAUGAUUUACAAGAUCACGCCACGGUUACUUGGAAUGAACCUAAAGCGAUAGAUGAUAGGGACGGUGAGAUUACCCCGACACGCCAGGGCCUUGGACCAGGUUAUAUAUUUUCAGAGGGGAUAACUGUUAUAGGAUAUUACGCACGUGACAACAGUGGAAAUAUGGCAAGGUGCACUUUCAAAAUCAACAUUACAGUACCGCGAUGCCGGAACCUCGGUGCUUUGAAGGAUGGCUAUUCCAUCUGCCACACCAGUUUUGACAUGCGAAAAGGCACUGUUUGUCAAUUCGGCUGUUAUGAUGGUCAUACUCUCGUAGGGAGUUCAUCUACUAUGUGUACACAACAUGGAACAUGGACAACAGGACUGCCCAAAUGUGACAGAACAACUUGUGACCCGCCGUUAACUGCAACCGGUGAAGCAUCUGUGCAAUGCUCCGACAACAACUUCUACCGCAGUAAAUGUUCUUACAUCUGCGCCGAGGGGUUCGAUGUGACACCAGGUAUGACACGGGUACGAGUGUGUACCGUUCAUGGAACAUGGAGAGGGAAGGAACCAAAAUGUACAGAUAUUACCCGACCAUUGAUAAGAAACUGUACCGGAGCUGUGUACGGUUUUGCUGAACGAGGAAGUACCACAGGGUGCUUGCAUUGGACGGAACCAUCAGUAUUUGACAAUGCUGAUAAAUCAAUUAGACUGAGUCGCACGGGUCCAAGCAGUGAUGCACGUCUAACUGCUGGCACUUAUGACGUCAAGUAUAAUGCAGAAGAUGAAUCUGGAAACAAAGCGAUUCAAUGCACAAUGAAAAUUAUUGUAAAGGCUGUCCAGUUAUGCGAGGAUAAUGUACUCCCUCCUGACUAUGGCGCAAUAGCAUGUGACUAUUGGUUAGGAGGAAAGUUCUGCCAAAUGCUAUGUAAAAAAGGAUACGAUAUUCCACCGGGGUACACAUUUCCGGAAAUGAUUGUGUGCAGCGAAACAGGACAGUGGUUGCCAACUUCAACUUUGCCUGACUGCGCAAAAACGUUCAGCAGUCAGGCAUCCUCUUUAGCUAUGGACGUGCACUACUACUUUGAAGGAGAUUGCAGUGACGCAAAUGUUCUUACAAGUAUCAAAGAGAAGUUCAUUCAGGCGCUGAUGACGUCUACAUUUAGGGACGCAUGUGAAGUUUAUACUGAAAAAUGCUAUCCUGGAAACGUCCAGGUCCAGUGUGGAUCGCUAUCAGGCAAGCGAUCACUCUCUCUCAACGUAAAGUUUGACAUGAAAAUCGUUGGCAAAUCUUCAUUUGGAAACAUGUCAUUCGGUAGAUUAAAUGAAAAUAUAAUGAAAGCAAUAAACAAACAUAUGAACAAUGACACCUUUGAACUAUUGGACUUGCCCAAUAAUGAAACAAUGAAAGUACAGGACUUCAGCCACGACUCUCUGCGUAUCGUCUGCAAUGAAAGAAUGAUUCCGUCAUAUUCCAGCGAAUCUUGCAUUGAGUGCCCUCCUGGUACAUUUUAUGACAGAGACACGCAGUCUUGUCCAAUGUGUCCCGUUGGAGAGUUUCAACCUUCUGCUGCCAGUUCCGCUUGUAUCCACUGUCCAACCGAGCAGACGACUCGUCAACAGGGUGCUACAUCUAUAAAUGAAUGUGAAGAUGCAUGUUCACCAGGGACGUUUUCAUAUAAUGGUUUACCUCCAUGUACGCCAUGUCCAGUGGGAAUGUAUGUAGACACGUAUGGCACAGCCACAUGUCGUGUCUGCCCGGCAUCCUCAACGACAAUAGCAGAGGGAACACAUUUAAAGUCCGAUUGUAAAGAUGGAGAUUUUAUCGGCAGUAUAUCUCAUCUUAAUGUCUGGUCCAAGGGCAUGAAACUAGAAAAUAUCCUUGAAAUAAAUUCCCGGUGUGAUAUCGUGUAUCAUGGAGAUCUUCUUGCCUGGAAGGAGUUUGAAUCUGUUGACGGUGACGAUGUAUUCGUACAGAUUCCAAGUGAAUGUGAUGAUCAGAACGACUGUGAUGUGAACUCGUGCAACGGUGGAAUAUGUAAGGAUGAACUCCAUGCGUACAGCUGUGUCUGUCCUGUAGGCUUAAGCGGUGACAAGUGCGAAAUUAAUAUAGAUGAUUGCGUAGACAACGCAUGUGAAAACAAUUCCACGUGCGUGGAUGGGAUUGGAGAAUACACCUGUCAAUGUGGCAUACACUUCAAAGGCGAUUUAUGCGAAAUAGCAAUGGUUGAUGGCGAUUGGAGUGUGUGGAGCAACUGGUCUGUAUGUUCAGCUUCAUGUGGAAAUGGGACGACAGUGAGGAAAAGACUUUGUAACAAUCCAACGCCAGAUCAUGGCGGCAAGGACUGUGUCGGAGAAAAUACUGACAUUAUGAUCUGCAACGUGGAGAAUUUUUGUACAAACCUAACAACUCCAUCAAAUUCGAUCCUCUUUUGCAACUGGGAAACUGCCAUGGACGCUGUUUAUUGCACACUGACAUGUGAGGAUGGCUAUGACUUUGACCAUGCUGCAAAGGAAGAUUACCAUUGUGGACCGGACACAUUUCAUUUAUGGGAUUUUCAAACGGACGAUAACCCUUAUGGACGCCUUCCUGCUUGCACAAAAAAGACAGACGGGCGCAGAAUUGAAUGGAAAUAUAUGGCUUCAUAUGAACAGUUGAUAUGUGACAAUAAGGACACCUCUGAAUUGAUAGCUAAAAAGAUCAAAACGGCAGUGUACGAGGGAACGGAUACUUUAACAUGUCAACAAGAUGGCUCCUGCUCCCUACUAAAUAUAGAAGUGAGGGACUGCCAGGUGGAUAGGUUUAAACGUAGUACCAAUCCAUUAACUGCUGGAUUUGCUGCAGAUUUCACAUGCGAUGCUGUAAAAUUACCUUGUAGUGCCGGUAGAUAUCAACGACUCGGUAAAUGUGACAAAUGUGAUGUCGGGACUUACCAGCAAAGUACAGGUCAGACAUCUUGUGUCAGCUGUCCUGUUGAAUUAACUACUGAGGGUAGGGCGUCGACAAGUGUCGCCGAUUGCAAGGUUCAUGUUGACACGUCAGCUAACAACAUUUCAGUUUGGACGCAUGCACUUCCAAUUAUAAUUGGUGUUACAUUUGGGAUUUGCUGUGUGGUUACUUCCUUGCUGAUUCGGCGAAAAUGCAGGACUGUCAAGAAAGAGCGUAAAAUCAGAGACAUGUUUGCACAAUAUGGAGAACACAAGCAUUGUGUGACUAAGCCGAAGCUCACAUACCUGCAACAUUCAAAAUAGACAUCAAGUGAGUCUGAUACUGUUGCUGGAUCGAAACGAAGAAAAGAUACUUUGGAAGCACAGACA
Mizuhopecten yessoensis (Yesso scallop) is the source of this 3384-nucleotide messenger RNA. RefSeq lists its product as uncharacterized. The coding region runs from base 1 to 3318 and encodes 1105 amino acids. The transcript is spliced from 21 exons. Gene Ontology annotation, molecular function: calcium ion binding. The record is from RefSeq and is a predicted model, not a curated record. NCBI's taxonomy places the organism in Eukaryota, Metazoa, Mollusca, Bivalvia, Pectinida, Pectinidae.